This is a messenger RNA of Mesorhabditis spiculigera, 240 nucleotides long. The record is from the annotation of a GenBank genome assembly. Lineage: Eukaryota; Metazoa; Nematoda; Chromadorea; Rhabditida; Rhabditidae.
AUGCUUCAGCCUUGGGCAAGAUUAAGCUGUCGUUUUCUGGCCAUAUUCUUCGUCUUUGCCCUAUCUGUCGGUCAGUUUCUUCAAAACAUCAAACGAAUUGUCGCGAUGUUGUUCGGGUGGUGCUCGCCAUUUCCAGCAGACGAGCACGUGCUCCGCCAUCAGAAGCGAGGGUUCGUCAAUGAUGUGUGUCCGUUCAGCGUCAAUAUGUUGUUUACGGACACUUCUCGAUUCUUCUUGCGA